GUAGAAAGGGGGGGUUAUGGAGGGCUGUGGGGUCGUGGGGAGCAGUGCUGAGCUGUGACUCAGUUUCCCCAAAAGCACCACAGCGAGGCCUGAGUCCGACCCACACCCAGGGGUGCCCCUCAGCCCCCCAGUAACCCCCAUGGCACAGCUGAGGCACGCUGAGGGCUGAAAGUAUCAGCAUUGCAUGCCCCCCCCCAACCCCCCAGAUCCCGCAGCCAUGACUUCCUACCGGCAAGAGCUGGAGAAAUACAGGGACAUCGACGAGGACAAGAUCCUACAGGAGCUGUCAGCCGAGGAGCUGGAGCAGCUGGACACUGAGCUGCUGGAGAUGGACCCCGAGAACGUGCUGCUGCCAGCGGGGCUGCGGCAGCGGGAUCAGACACAGAAGAGCCCAACGGGGCCGCUGGACCGCGAGGCUCUGCUGCAGCACCUGGAGAAGCAGGCGCUGGAGGCCAAGGAACGUGAAGACCUGGUGCCAUUCACUGGGGAGAAGAAAGGGAAACCUUUUGUCCCCAAAAACCCAACACGGGAGAUCCCCCGCGAGGAGCAGAUCACGCUGGAGCCGGAGCUGGAGGAGGCGUUGGCCAACGCCACCGAAGCUGAGAUGUGUGACAUCGCAGCCAUCCUGGGGAUGUACACACUGAUGAGCAACAAGCAGUACUACGACGCGAUCUGCAGCGGGACCAUCACCAACACGGAGGGCAUCAACAGUGUGGUGAAGCCAGAUAAGUACAAACCAGUGCCAGAUGAGCCCCCAAACCCCACCAACGUGGAGGAGACGCUGCGGCAAAUCCAGGCCAACGACAGCGCGCUGGAGGACGUCAACCUCAACAACAUCAAGGACAUUCCCAUCUCCACGCUGAAGGCCAUCUGCGAGGCCAUGAAAACCAACACCCACGUCAAGAAGCUCAGCCUGGUGGCGACCCGCAGCAACGACCCCGUGGCCACUGCCGUGGCCGAGAUGCUGGCAGAGAACAAAACACUGCAGAGCCUCAACAUUGAGUCCAACUUCAUCACCAGCGCCGGCAUGAUGAGCGUCAUCAAGGCCAUGUACCAGAACAGCACCCUGAGCGAGCUCAAGGUGGACAACCAGUGCCAGCGUCUGGGGGACACGGUGGAGAUGGAGAUGGCGACGAUGCUGGAGCAGUGCCCCUCCGUCGUGCGCUUUGGGUACCACUUCACACAGCAAGGCCCCCGCGCCCGCGCCGCCAUCGCCAUCACCCGCAACAACGAGCUCCGUGAGUGCCCCUCCCAGGGGGAAAUGGGGGGAGAUCAAGGGGUUGAUGGGAUCUGGGGACCUGACCUGCUUUUCCCCUGCCCCAGGUCGCAAGCAGAAGAAAACCUGAGCGUCCCCCGCCACGGCCCUGCUGGAGCCCGGAGCUUGGCUCACCCAUGGGCUCUGCUUUGGGCUCCCUGGGGUCGGAUCCGCUGUAAAUAAAGAGGACGGAGACACAGGGCUGAA
This is a messenger RNA of Phasianus colchicus (ring-necked pheasant), 1462 nucleotides long. The record is from RefSeq and is a predicted model, not a curated record. NCBI's taxonomy places the organism in Eukaryota, Metazoa, Chordata, Aves, Galliformes, Phasianidae.